Messenger RNA from Penicillium chermesinum, 1281 nucleotides. It is a transcript of the gene ssn3, whose product is annotated as cyclin-dependent serine/threonine protein kinase SSN3. The record is from RefSeq and is a predicted model, not a curated record. The transcript is spliced from 3 exons. Bases 1 to 1281 code for a protein of 426 amino acids. Gene Ontology annotation, biological process: protein phosphorylation. NCBI's taxonomy places the organism in Eukaryota, Fungi, Ascomycota, Eurotiomycetes, Eurotiales, Aspergillaceae. Gene Ontology annotation, molecular function: RNA polymerase II CTD heptapeptide repeat kinase activity; cyclin-dependent protein serine/threonine kinase activity; ATP binding. Gene Ontology annotation, cellular component: mediator complex; nucleus.
AUGUUUGGAAAGGCCUUUCCUUUUCUACAGUCCGCUGGAGGCUUCUAUCCCCGGGAAGCUGUCGACUCCCGCCGACCCGGUACAUAUACUAGCAAAGUGCGAGUGCGCGACCGGUAUCAUAUCGUAGGGUUCAUCAGCAGCGGUACCUAUGGCCGGGUAUAUAAGGCCAUUGGCAAAAAUGGCCAAAAGGGCGAGUUCGCUAUAAAAAAGUUCAAACCCGACAAAGAAGGCGAAUCAAUCCAAUACACAGGCCUCUCCCAAUCCGCCAUCCGCGAAAUGGCCCUCUGCACAGAACUCUCCCACGCAAACGUUGUCCAGCUCGAAGAAAUCAUCCUCGAAGAUAAAUGCAUCUUCAUGGUCUUCGAAUACACCGAGCACGACCUCCUCCAAAUAAUCCACCAUCACACUCAACCCCAACGUCACGCCAUCCGCGCGGGCAUGGUCCGUUCCAUCCUCUUCCAGCUUCUGAACGGCCUCCUCUACCUGCAUACAAACUGGGUACUGCACCGCGAUCUGAAACCGGCCAACAUCCUCGUCACCUCCAGUGGCGCCAUCCGCAUCGGCGACCUAGGCUUAGCCCGCCUCUUCUACAAACCCCUCAACUCGCUCUUCUCCGGCGACAAAGUCGUCGUGACAAUUUGGUACCGUGCCCCAGAGCUCCUCCUCGGCAGCCGCCACUACACACCGGCCGUGGAUAUGUGGGCCGUCGGCUGCAUCUUUGCCGAACUGCUCUCUCUACGCCCGAUCUUCAAAGGCGAAGAAGCCAAAAUGGACAGCAAGAAAACCGUUCCCUUCCAGCGCAACCAGAUGAUGAAGAUCGUCGAGAUCCUCGGCCUCCCGCGCAAGGAAACCUGGCCGGGCCUCGUUUCCAUGCCCGAGUAUUCGCAGCUGCAGUCGCUCGUGCUGCACCGUCAGCCGGCACAUUUCCACCGCAGCGGCGCCAACCUCGAGGGAUGGUACCAGACAUGUCUGAAGAACGGGGGGUACUCGGCUGCGUCUGAGAACGGGACGCCCGGGGCGGAUGGGUUUGAUCUGUUGUCGAGGAUGCUGGAGUACGAUCCUGCAAAGCGAAUUACGGCGCAGGAGGCGCUGGAGCAUCCGUACUUUACCAACGGGGGACCUAUCAGUGGGAAUUGCUUCGAGGGGAUUGAGAGCAGGUAUCCCCAUCGGCGCGUCACGCAGGAUGAUAAUGAUAUACGGACGGGUAGUCUGCCGGGGACAAAGAGGAGUGGAUUGCCUGAUGAUUCGCUGAUGAGAGCGAAUAAGCGGCUUAAAGAGUAG